ACAAGUGAACUCGGCACCUGGUGAAUUUGGCACCUGCGUAAAUAGUGAAGUCGGCACCUGGUAAACUCGGCACCUGGUAAACUCGGCAUCAGGAAUCUGGUGAACUCGGCACCUGGAUAUUUUUUUCUUAUCAUAACUUUAAAUAAACAUAGAAGAAAUACAAAACCUCGUUAUUUUUUUAUCAUAACUCAGAUUAUAAAAAAAAAAACAUCGAAGAAACACAAAACCAUUAUGCAAUUGUGACAAAUAAAAAUUUCACGUAUUCCGUGAAUAGAAGCAGUUAAAAACAACUAACUACAAAGAGGAUAUAUAUGAUUAAUAUAAUAAUUGAAUAUAAAAACGAAGAAAUAAGGUAGAUUUGUAAGCAUAUUAAUUUAUUUCCUAUAUAUACAACAGUAAUAUAAUUACGUAUACACAACAUCAAAGGUACUGUACUUAAGCAUGUGUUAUCCAGUGUGUACCUUGUUUUAAUUGCUAAAACAACAAGAUGACAGCGGGGUAUUCCUAGUAUACAUGGAAGGGGCUACCAGGUGCUAUUAGACGGUGUAUUACCCGUACACAUAGAAGGGGUGAGGUACUAAUUAUGAGGAGGUUAAUGAAGAGACCUUGUCAACACAUGGUCUUCCCAAUGUCACUUUUUCUUGCGACUUCAAGAAGACAACAGCGAAGACAACAUGAGUGACAAAUGCAGUCAGUGCAACAAGCUUGUUCGCCCUUUACAGGAGGCAAUCCAGUGUGAUAGAUGUGAAAAGUGGCAACAUCGUACAUGUAACACAGGAAUAACAAGACAACUUUAUCGGAAAUAUCGUAGGGAACAGACAGAUUUUGACUGGACAUGUACAAAGUGCACGGAAGCUCCUGCCUCACCACCUGCCUCACCUCCUGCCUCACCACCAGCCUCACCUCCUGCCUCACCGCCUGCCUCACCACCAGCCUCACCACCAGCCUCACCUCCUGCCUCACCACCAGCCUCACCUCCUGCCUCACCGCCUGCCUCACCUCCUGCCUCACCUCCAGCCUCACCACCAGCCUCACCACCAGCCUCACCUCCUGCCUCACCGCCUGCCUCACCUCCUGCCUCACCACCAGCCUCACCUCCUGCCUCACCACCAGCCUCACCUCCUGCAUCACCACCUGCUGAGACAACAUUCCAUGUGUCAUUGGCCUCCAUGGACAGUUCCAUACAGAACAGAUCAACAACCAGGGGAGCGGGGAAUUUCCCCACCUAA
This is a messenger RNA of Magallana angulata, 1229 nucleotides long. RefSeq lists its product as uncharacterized. The record is from RefSeq and is a predicted model, not a curated record. The transcript is spliced from 4 exons. Bases 675 to 1229 code for a protein of 184 amino acids. NCBI's taxonomy places the organism in Eukaryota, Metazoa, Mollusca, Bivalvia, Ostreida, Ostreidae.